AUGAUACAGAUUCGAAGACGACUAUGUGCAUCACUUCAAAAAUGCACCAAUCGAUUACAUUGGAAGACUCUAUCGUUUGUCAUAAAUCACUGUGGCAAUUCUCUUCAAUUUUCCAUUCAAGCCACAGUAUCGCCAUCACUGAAAUUUGAAAAAGAGCAAAAGCCGCCAGUAUCAUCAAAUCAGGAACAACAAGAACAGAAAGCUACAAAAUUGAAAACAAGUCCUAAAAAUAGGCCUGCAGAAGAUAACACACUACAGGAGUCGUUGAAACAAGCUAUGCUGCUUGAAGCAAAAAAAAAUGUCAAAUUGGCCUAUUCAAACAUCAAAAACUGA
Cercopithifilaria johnstoni is the source of this 333-nucleotide messenger RNA. Lineage: Eukaryota; Metazoa; Nematoda; Chromadorea; Rhabditida; Onchocercidae. The record is from the annotation of a GenBank genome assembly.